AAACCUCGUAAAUAUUAUGUACCCUCACAACCCCAGUAAGAAAGAAGGAUUCAUUGAGGCAGUGAUAUUAUUAUUAUCAUCACACAGUGAUCAUGAGGGCAGAUUACAUCAUCCGACAGAGCCACAAACAAACAAAGUGUGAUGGCUCUGACACACACAGACACGCCUUUAAAGCCUUGUGGAGCAGCCACAUUCAUAACUUUGUAUGCAGCCAGAUUGGUGAUUCAUCUCUGCCACAUUUCCCGGCUGUGAGUGGGGCCUUCAUGGAUUCGCCGUACAAUGGCAACACGUCUUUGCAGACGUCCACCUCCAACCUCAACGCUGGAUACUCUCGACCCUCAGAAGCGGAGGAUGAUGGGAAAGUGUCCAGUGACACAAUUUGGCUGUGGAUCGCUGUGCUGGCAACUAUUGGCAACAUAGUGGUGGUGGCUGUGGUUUGCGCCUGUGCCUUCUGACAAGAUGGACGCAAAGAAUACUGUUGCUGUUGGAUAAUGGGAAAUCUUACCUGAAAGUAUAUUUUUCUUCAGAAAUGAUGUAAAUAGCCUUAUUUUUAGAUUUCUGACCUUUUUUUUUUUUGAAGAGCAAACUUUAAUUUGAAACAGGAAUUUGCAUGGGACUCUUCAUUCAAAAGAGUAGAAACAUUUAACUACAGUAAAAAUAGACAAAAAUAUUUAUUUAUUUAUUUAAAGCUGUCACUAGAUUGAAAUACUAGAGAGACAGAUGAUGGAGACACAAGUAUGUCCAACUUUAUGUGUUUAAUUCUACAACAACGUUAAAAGAAAAGCCACAAAAUAAAUCACAUGUUUUUCAGUAUCUUACUUAAAAUACUGAAAAACUUCACCCUGACCAAACAACACCACACACAGACAGAUGCCAUGCAUGUAUACAAACUAUGCUACUUUUAUUUUAUCCAGACGUGUUGCCAUAUGAAUUUGAAUUACAGUUGACUGAACUUCACUUCAUUCAGAGUUUCUCUGCUGGUCUCUGCUACCCUUCAAUCAUCAGCCUUACUCAAACACAGCCUGAAACUAGAAUGAGCCACCAGCUUAUCAUUAAUACUGCAUAAUUUAUAUUGAAAUAUUUAUUAAUUUUAAUCACCAUCAUGGAAAAAAACAACAAUGUGAAACAGUGAAAUGCAUA
Messenger RNA from Larimichthys crocea (large yellow croaker), 1140 nucleotides. RefSeq lists its product as uncharacterized. The transcript is spliced from 3 exons. Bases 93 to 455 code for a protein of 120 amino acids. Lineage: Eukaryota; Metazoa; Chordata; Actinopteri; Sciaenidae. The record is from RefSeq and is a predicted model, not a curated record.